Bacillus rossius redtenbacheri is the source of this 15358-nucleotide messenger RNA. Its product is annotated as coiled-coil domain-containing protein AGAP005037. The coding region runs from base 4616 to 13111 and encodes 2831 amino acids. The record is from RefSeq and is a predicted model, not a curated record. Gene Ontology annotation, cellular component: cytoplasm. The transcript is spliced from 24 exons. Lineage: Eukaryota; Metazoa; Arthropoda; Insecta; Phasmatodea; Bacillidae.
GCCGACUGCGCGGCGCCGAUAUGCUAAUUAGAUCGUGCGCAUGCGUUAAUUGCACAUAUACCCUCCCCUCCACUCUCUCCAACUAAAUCGUUCACAUCCCGUGUAACCGGUCAGGAAGACGGCGGAUGCCUGUGUGUGUCGUGCAGCCUUUUGUCAACGACGUCCUUCCUUUUCAUAAGACGUAUCUUAUGCUGAAUCACAAUAGUGCCAUAGACGCGACACGAAUAAUAGAAUAUUUCAACCAGUCAUGUUCGACGCAUCUGAGACGAUGCGACAGGCUGUCUAAUUACGUAGAUGUUUUUCUUUUUCUCUUAUUUCCAUCGCGUCACUGAAAUGAGCGUCAGAAUUUUGUUUUCCAAUGCACAGAAACGAUUUUUCUGUACUUUUACGAAAUAAUAACUUUGGAAAGCAGUCGCCAAGAAAUAGUUCAUAAUAUUAUCAAGAAAGAUAUUGUAGCUUGGUACAACACUUGGCUAUGGUUAUUUUUGCAUAUAUGAAAUACGUUUAUCAAGAUAAUACUUAGUAUUUCUUACGAAAACUGGCGAAUUAUUUUAUAUUUUAAUCGAUGUUUCAUUCAACCAUGUUUUUAAGCAUGGCAAAGAUAGUCUCAUGUUCAACAAUUGGACUUUGUUGUACCGUAAAUACUGGAAAUCUAUUCAGGGAAAGGUUUACAAAUAACUUCUAACUAUUGGAGGUACCGACACAAUACAAAACAUUGGCAAGACUCCGAAACCAUUAUUACUGCGAAAAAUGUUUAAGUAGUGAUACAGUUGUCAUAAAAUGUACAUAUAUAUAUGUUCCAUUUACUAAAAAAAAUUGCAUUUUGGUGUCUAAACUACUGCAUUGGUAAUACUGUCAUUAUUAGAGAAUUUUUGAGUGGUUGUUUACUAAAUUCGUUUGCAAAAUCUUAAAAAUACGUUCAUGUACAAUAACUUUCUUAGAAUAAAUAUUUAAUUUUGAUUAAUUAAAUUUUUCUCAUUCAGAUACAUUAAACAUGCUUUUAAUUGCAAGAAACAUUAUGUAUCUACUGUAGUUGAGCGUUUUUGUUUGUCGCGUCCCUUUCUUACUGAUAUUGUUAUUGUGAUAGGAGCAUUUUUAAGUCGAGAACGGAGAAAUUAGCGGAUUCACUUUGCGACAGGUUAGAAGGCAAACACACGCGUGUGUUCGCCGCAUCUUCAACUGGCCCACAGCUCUUGCCGCGCUAGUAGCAAACCUGCCGCUAGACAAGUGUGGGAUAACUAUCACCCCGCUGGUCACGCCCCCACGUGCAGCAGCCAAUGAACAGCUGAGCUCGGCCCGAGUGUGCAGAGGACUGUGGAGUCUAUCCUGCAGGGCUUCGAACCCGCGAAUUUUGGAGUUUAAAUGGUUGUGGUUUUUUUUAUUUUUAAGUUAUACUUCUUUAAGCGCGUUAUGAAAAAAAAAUGUGAAUUUUUACGAUGGUCGAGCACCGUGCGUGCAACGAAAUUGUCACAUGAUAAAAAAAAGCUACAAACAAAAAAAAAUUAUAUAUAUAUGCUUCAAAAUCUUAUACUUUAGUGAAUGAUAUUGGAUACUGGUCCAUGGCUUUAAAACACAUAUAUAUUUAUUGUGAAUAUUAAUGUAUUUCAUGUUCAUUAAUUUAAGUGAGGUUAUUUUCCCGUAUUUAUAUUUUGUUUGCAUUAAAAUGAUAAAUAAUUACUUGUUUAGGUAAUAAAUAAUUGAAAUUAAUAAAUUAGAAUAAACAGUUAGCAUAUUGAUAUAUUUUCGCUAUUAAUUAAAAUUAUCUCGAUUAUUUGUAUAAUUAAAUAAUUAAGAUUAUACAUGUGUGUAUAUUAAUAUUGAAUACUGAGUAUUUAUUCCAUUUUUUUGAUGUGAUUAAUUUUAUAUUUUAUCAACUGUAUUUAUAAUAUCACUCCAGUCCUUUUUUAUUAUUAUAUUUCUAUUAAUUAUUUGCAUGCAAAAUUUAAGUUAGUUUUUUUAUUACGUCAAGUAAAUAUAACUUCUAACGCACAUACAUAAGUACACGCAACCUUUUUUAAAAAUUUAAUUAGCGAUGUAACUUAUAUGUUAUACUUAAGUCGUCAUUGUGACGUUUAGAUAAUUCUUUGCUGUUUUUGUUUGUUCGAGUAUGGUAAUGUGAAACACCACUGCAAAUUUAAAUGAUACAAAUAUGAAACUAAUAUAAAUUUAAAAAAAAUAAUAAUCUGAGUGAUCUUCAUAAAUAUUUUCUUUCGCUUCUUUUCGAGGAAUCCUUUAAUUCACAUAUUUUUGGCUGUAUUAAAUCUCGGUUUUUACUAUUGGAAUAACGAUGUAAUUUAUUUAAAAAAAUAGUGUUAUGGAUAUAUUUAAGUCUUAUGAGAAAAUGUACUCCACUCCUCCCCCCGUUUAUUUUCCCCUAAUCAAUCCCUUCGUAAUUCGAAUACGUAAUGACGAACCAGGGCUCAUGCUUUUAAUCAUCUGGGGACACACAUUGUGCAUAGUCUCACUGCCAACACGAGAAAGUGAAAAUGUUGUUAUAGCCUUGGCAGUUAUUUCGUAACCUGCUUCGGGAAACAAGUGACAGCAAGCCGGCUUCAUGAUUGAUUAUUUCCCCGAUCAACUCGCAACCUGCGUAACUCGUGUUAUAAAUUCUGUCAUAGGUUUCCUUCAAGCUUUCGCUGUGGAGACCGGCUUGUUGCGUCAUUUUGGCAACAGCGCGUACGACGUGAAUUGUAAUGCAGUGAUUCUUGUAGGAGGAGGGGUAGAGAGAUACAGUAUAGUCUGUUUUACGCUUAUAUUGCAGUAUAGAUAAGACACAGGAAAAAUUCGCGGAUUCAUUUCGUGAUAUUCUAAAAUUCAAAUAAUUAUACCGUUUCGCAGCUUCUGAUAUUGAUUCACUGUUAAUAUGUACGACUCUUGGCCUAUUAGAGACCAUCAAUCAAAGAAGUAUCCAAUCACAAGGUACCCACUUGAGACGCCCACAAAAUUCAGCACCCAAUAAACAGGCGCCGUUUGCCCAAGUAGGCAGAGGAUCGUGGGGUCUAUCUUGAAGGUUAUUGAACUUGCGAAUUUUCCCAGUCUCUAAGUCCAGAGUAAAUGGCGAACACUGUUGCCAGUUUGUGCUUCCCAGGUUUUUAAAUUCUUAUUUUGUAUACCAUCGUUAAUCAUAAAUUUUAAAAUAUAUUCUCAAUUUAUACUGUUUCUUUAUUUCUCUAAGACUAUAAAAUAGUGUCUACUGAACGUAUUAUAACAGUUAACAAAAACUGUUCAAACCAGUAUGGCGUCUUUCAGUUACAUCUCCUUUAGAAAUUUAAAAAAAAAGAAGGAAAAUAGAUGAUGCUAUUGAUGAAAUCACCAGGAUAAAGUAUUUCCACAAUUCUCAUAGCAAAUUUUACCUUACAAAAUAUAAUUUCUUGAUAAAUCAAAUAAAUUUUCAUUAUAUUACAAAGUUGUGUCUGAAACGUUUGUGUUCUAUGGCUGUAUCUGGCAACAGAGCACACCAAAAUAAGGACAGCGCUAAUAGCAUAAAUCGUGCAUUGGAAUGAGAAAGUAAAUGUCCAUUAAAAUUCACAGAAAGGAUGAGAUGCGCUGUAUUUGCGAUAAUUAUACAUUAUGAACACAACACUUGAAUCAUCGAAGCACCAUUUGUCGUUCUUGUUACCCGACAUUGUUUUAUGACCAAGUUUCAUUAUUAUUACACUCCUUUAUGCACAUGUAGGACUUUUUCAAUGAUAUUGAACAUUAAUAUCAGGUAAAAACAGCGUGUAAUUGAUUCUGAAACUUUACAGGAUCAAGGAAAAUGGGAGCGCAGAUUUAGUUCUAAUUUUUUUCUGUACAUUCGUAUCCAUUUUUAAAUCUGAGAUACCAGUAGUAAUGUAGUUUAAAUUUUGCGUCAUGAAUUUGACUGAUUACUAUCAAAUAGAAUUAAAUGCUGAGUUUAAAUUCACCACAACAAUAUGAAUGUUUAUUGAAUUGAUGAUACCGUCCUAGAACUUCAGAGUGAUGUAAUUCGGGAAGUCAUAAGUUUGAUCCGAGUCGGUUCUCUUGUUUGCAUUCUAAAAAAAGUGCCAUAAUGGUUUUAAAUUUCUGAUUGUUUACAACACAGGACUGUUUCCAAGCUCUUCCAGUUUAAUAAGAAAAUCUUGUCACGUAUUUCGGUAGGGUUAGUUCAGAAGACUUUUAUUUGGCUGUAAAGAAAUAUGAUGAAUAAUUUAUUCUCUGGUGUCAACAAUUAACACGAAGAACGCUAUGGAAUAGCCAUUUAAUUCCACGUCUCUGAGAUUGAUGAACCUUUGACCUUUUGAGCUUGUAGUUAACGUACUUAAUGAAGAAGCUUUCUGUAAUCGGUUGGCUUUAAUUUACGUUAAUCGUUGAUUAAAUGCGAGCCAUAAUCGGCAUAUAUUUAUCUUUUGGAGUGGCUUUUUUGUGCAGACACGGACCUAUUAUCGUUUUAUGUCGGGUGUUAUCAUUCCGAGCGCCCUAAUAAGAGCCGGCCCGUCAACUCGCCAAACAUGGCGGUGCAGCGUGGCAGUAUACACGUAGAAGAAAUCGUCGAUGUCGCCAUAUAAGCUGUUCGGUUGGGCAGACACGCUCGUUCUGACAGCUCGCCUGUCUGAAACCGUAGGGAAAGGGCUGGUAGUGUCGACAGCGGCUCUCCAUGAAGAAGUCUGGUCGGAAGGGCGAGAUCAGUGAGGUCGCCUCCCAGAAGCCGGAAGCCAAGCAGGGCGUAACCAGCAUCCAGCAGCUUGGCUACUCCAACUUCCAGAGGCAGGCCAACAACAACGUGAAGAGGUCAUCUGUGCGCAGUCUGCGGGAGGCUUUCGAGAACGCCAUCAAGGGAGAGCACCCGGCGCGAGAGAACGGCGUCGCAUCACCUCCCAGAGACAGCCCGCCGAGGACCGAGUCCAAGAGGUUGUCUCGUUUCGACCUGUCAAGGAUACCGGUGAAGAGCCGGAAACCUUCGGAUCACGAUUCCGGCUCCAAGGACAGUUCAGACGUCGAGUGCAAAGUCCAGACAAGUGCUCAGAAUGGAAAACCUUUCACAGUGGUGAGUAACGUUAGGAAUGGCAAGAAAGUUCAUGGUGUGGUCUGUGAUCCAGUAAAACCCAAAGCCAAAGCUGAUGUGGUGGCUAAGUGUAAAUCUGAAACAAGUGCGUUGUGUGAUGAAAUUGUGAUUGAAAAAAGUGACCGUGAAGACAAAAACAGUGCUACUAGUGUUUCCCAAUACCCCUUAUCUCUUGAAAGUAAAGCGGAACUAAUCUCGACUUCUUCUGCUGCUGUCCCUGCGUCUAGCAUCCCCGUGUUAACAAUCCGCGAACAGCGAGAAGUAGAAAUUCCCAAGUCUGCCAAGACCACGCAUAAUAGAUUGUCGGCUAGUCAGUUAGUAAUAGAAAGGUUACAGCAAAAUUUAUCAACUAAAUUAAGCCCGGAAACAAUAGAAACUUUGAAGAGAUCAUACUCUCCUGCUGUCGAAAGGAAGCUGAGGCCAUCGUCUCUUGAUUCUCCUAAAUCUCCUGAUUAUUUUGUAUAUCCAUUACCAAAAUCACACUUGAUAACUUCUGUAACAAGCAAGAAUUCUCAAAAUAAUAAAGCACAAGGUUUAGAAAGUUCGCAACCUUUGUCAACAAGAACCGACUUAGUUGGUAAUGCUGCAAAUUCUGUGACUAAAAAUAACGAAGAUCGUUUGAAUAAUAACUCGGUGCCAGUUCGUGAAGGAGAAAUAAAUAGAACGUGUUUAAAAGAUCGUGACGUUGUUGAGGACACAGUACUUCGGAAAUCUGAACACAAAGAAACUAUCACUGAUGAAGAUGGUGCAAAAGAUAAAUCCAUAAAGAAAAAAAGGGAACUAACUAAUGACUUACCGAAUGGAGUAUCGAAAAUUAAUUUUGUGAGUUCUCGCAAAAAUUCAGACACAAGGCCUCUUUCACACCCAGAACAUUUAUUGAGCAACUGCUAUAAAACUGCUAUCUCAGGGGGUUUAGAAUCUUCGUUCAACUCGGAAUCUUCUUCACUGGAAGAAUAUUUUUCCUCUCCUGAAUUGAGAAAUCCAAGGAGUCGUUGUUCAAGUGCUCUUACAGACUACAGCUUUUCCGAAGAGAAACAACCAAAGAGGGUUUCUUGGACUACAAGUUUGUUGCAGAAACUGUCGCAAGAUCGACCAGCAAAAAAAGUUAAAACUGUACGAAAACUGAGACGUGGUAAGUUGGUAAGGUUUCCUGAGGAAAAAACUUUAAGCGCCGAAGAACGUUUCAGGCUCAAGCAAGAGGCUCAUGCAAAAAAAUAUGCGGAACAUUUACCCGGAAUACCCAAACGAAUCGAUAAAAAAAUAGAAACGCAAUCAGUAGUUGAUGAAAACAGAAAUACCGAACCAGAAACGGCUCUAUUUGUAAAGCGUUCUGAUAUAGUGAAAGAUGAUGAUAAGGAUGCGUAUGCAUCAUUAAUAAGUAAACUAGCAGAAGAAAAAGACGAAAAAGAAGAGGAAAAAGAAUCUGCAGGGAGAAGUUUGUCAACCAGUACUUACGAUAACGAAGUUAGUGAAAAAUAUAUUUAUGCGGAUGAACACAUCGACUUUGACGAGAAAGAAAAACAACUUUUAGCGAGCUUAGCAAGUGAUUCUGAUUAUUCUGAUUUAUCUGAUCCCGAAAUUAUUCAUGCUUUUGUAGUCUCUGAAAAAUCUUACUUAGAAAAUCAGGAGCGAGCAAGGAAAACAGCGACACCUGACAACCUUCAGCCACCUUCAUUUAAAAAUAUAUCAGGUUUGAGUGAAGGAGAAAUAUCUGGAGAAAGAAAUCAUUCAGUGCCUGAGAUUGGUAUUUUGACACCAACUGGUGAUAACACUUCCAUAACGGAAGUAAACAGUAUCACUUGCGAAGAGAACCAAACCAACAUAACGGCGGCCACAAAGGAAACCCCGCAAGGUGGGAAGAGGAGCCAAGAGGAGAAAGAGAAGCCCAGUGGCUUUAGAAAAUUGUUUUUUCACAAUAUUUUUUCAAGUCCUAAAAGACACACCGCAGACGAUCGUAAAAUAUCAUCACAAGAAACAGUGCAACUUUUAAAAAAAGAAGAACAGCCUAAUUAUGCACAAAAACAGAUAAAAUCAAAGUAUAUUGGAGAUUCUAAAGUGCACCCAUCAACAAACAAACCAAUUUUGGAAACAGCUUUUUUGACCAACAUACCAAAGAAGGAAGUUCGAUCCCAAGCAUCGACACCAGAAAUAUAUGGCAUACAGAAACAGAGUAAUUCAUCACAAAUUCAAAAUGAUAACUCACAAAGAAACUUACACUUACGUUCACGAAGUUUAAGUCCAAAUAGUUCUAGGGGGCGCUUCUCUGCUGAGCCACAGUUAUCACCAAACAGAACCAUACCUGACACAUCACUAAUAAUAGAAGAACGAUUACAAAAAUUACGACAUGAAAACCAACCACCCAAGCGACCUUCUAGUACACCUUUAAAGCCUUCUAGACAAGAAGAAUUAUUCCACAGGAACAAUUCUAUGCCAUCUCGUAUGCAGCAACCUUCUUAUCCAAAGAAACGAACUGAUAGUCCUUCUACUCCUACAAAUGAGCUUCCAAAUAAUUACCAUGCAUACCAAAACUAUGCAAAUGCUAAUAAACCAUCUUCUCGUCAAUCUCAAGCUAAAAAGAGUGUUGAUGAAACUGAUGAAGGUGUUAGAUCUAGAAACAGCAUCAGUUCCUGUUCUUCAUCCUCAACUAUUGUCCCACAAGAAUCUCCAGUUCCAUGGAACUCGGCAUUGACAGAUUCGGAACAGCAUGUAUCUGCGGGCAGAAAAGGCCAGGAUAGAUCAAAAGCUGCUACACAGGUUGUUUUUAGCAGUCCUCAUUUUCGCCACUCAGUUCCUGCACCAGAAACUAAAUACAAAGAAAUUCGUAGAGGGCCUGUAGUGUACCAUCCCUCUGAACCUACAAAAUAUUCUGGAGUUCCUGUUACUAAUUUAAACGAGCCAUUUCGGGUUCAAAAUGUGUCAGUUUCUUCGGGUAGACUCUCAGCCCCACUUCACACCAGCCAUUACGCCAAGCCACGUAUUAUACCACCGGAAACUAACAACAGCCGUGCAACUUUAAAUAAAAAUGGGCAGUGUUCACAACCAAAUACUAAUGUUUACUCAAACAGUGGACUGUUAAUUCCUGCCUACAUGCAACCUAAACAUUUAUCACCUGAAUUGAAAUUAAAGGAGGAGUCACUCAGGUCUCGAAGUUUAUCUCCUCAUUACCAGAGACUACCAGGCGGAACAUAUGCGAACGUUCCUAGUCCUCUAGCUAGAGAUGUCAGUAAAACCUUGACCAAUAAAGAGAGAGAAGCAGUUUAUCAGCACUUGAGAGCGAGAAGUAUUUCCCCAUUAAGCUCAUACUCUCCAGAGUCUAGUGGAAGUAGUCCCGGCCAGCCAAAUUUUACUCAGAAGCUUUCCCGCCAAGAAGUAGAAGCUCUUUACUGGGAAGCUUGUCGCAGAAGAAGUACUUCCCAGCAAUUGUCGCCUGUUUCAGAUCCUAGACUACAGGGGCAGUAUACAUCUACAGGAUCAUUACCAGGUCAUGCUCAGCGUAAAGUUGAACAACCUGUAUUGAUAAUGAGGCAGCAAGAUUCGAUGGGCAGUUUAGGAGGUAGUGCUCAGUUGGCAAGACCACAGCCUAUCUACCAGAAUAGCACCAUGACCAACCAAAGCCCUGUGCUUGUUCAGCAACGUUCUGGCAGGUCUAGAAGUGUUUCGCCGGGGCCCAAUCUGCGAGGCCUAGCAGGCCGUAGCCUCAGUUUACCACGGCACGUGCCAUCUGCGCUGUCCGUCAUCCCACAAGCAGAACAGAACGUGGGCCAAGGUUACUUCGAGAGGGGCAGCACGCAGAGAAGCACCAUCGGCCCAAUCCACAUGCAUCGCCAGCAGUCAGCCGCGCGAUCAACUCCGACGAUUUAUGAAGAAGCCAACAAUUUCAGCAGCGUGGAGUUGCGGCACCCUGAGAAACUCGCGCAGGUGCAGGGUAGCGAGAGAGCCCCCUACCCGAGGUCCCAGAGUGCAAUGGACGUCGGUACGAUGAGUCGCGACCCGAACCGGAAGUCGGGCCAUGGGACCCAGCUUGGUAGCGAUCAGAACAAGACUUCGGAACCGUUCUACCACCCCAUAUUCAAGCGCGGCAGCCUGAUCAGCAACUCGACCUCCUCCGUGGACGGGGCACUGACGGAUUCCUCCACGUACGCCAUCGGACCGCCGCCUCCGCCAAAGCGCGUGAGCUUCACGAACCAGCAGCAGUCCCGGGAGAGGUCCUACUGGCCGACGCGGAACGGACUCGCCCCCGAACCCCCGACCCGGCAGAAGCGGAGUGCCAGGGCGGACAGCGACUCUGAGGUCUUCCUGCCCAACUCCCCCGUGAGUCCGAAGCAGCCUGGCGCUAACUACGACUUGUACGUGAACGUCAGCCCAUCGGGGCAACGGGGAGUCAAACCGGCCCCUCCUGUCCGCAACGUGCCUCUAGCUCUGCAAGCCCCUGACCGCCCCCUGCCCCCCAUACCACGCAACGGGGCGCCCCAGCCGCGGCGAGCCGCCGAGGCCGUCCGGCAGCAGCCCGGCGAGGUUCCGACGCCCGCCAACAGAUGGCAGCUGCAGUCCGAGUCGGAGUCUGGCAGCGAGGCGGGCGAGGUGCAGCGCAUCAUGCAGAGGGCUGCGCACCGCGGCGCGUAUUACGGAGAAGAAGAGUGGGGUGGAGAUGGGAAGACCCGAGGACAGCAGGGUAGCGAACAGUCUGGCGGGGGCGGCGGGCGGGAUGAGGAGGUGAGGCGGGGCGGCGGAGGGCGGUCGGGCCGCAGGGACGAGCCCCGCCGCCACACGCUGUCCGGAGACCACCACCAGCAGCACCAGGGAGGCCCGCUCGCCCGCAGCAUGGACCUGGAGAUGAGUUCCAAAUCACAGAGAAGAAAGUCGCCCCUGCCGCGCGGCUACCCGCCGCCCUCCUCCGCCAUGCUGUUCGACGACGACCCGGGCAUCAUGUCCGAGGUGGAGACCAGCUCGACGGGCUUCCGGCGCGGCGGCAAGCAGCGCAGCUCUCUGCCCGUCGUGCGCACGCCGUCCAAGACGCUGGAGCGCCCGCUCGGUAAGACCCCUCCUCCGGGGGCGGCGAGGUGCCUCGUCGGCCAGCACGCGGCGAGACAUAGCCACCACCUCAGUCAUCAUCUCAGUAACAGGCCUUCGCCACCAACUCCCGACGGCGGGCUGGUGUUCCUGCAGUACCGCAACGAAACAAAGCGAGCGUUGCUCCCCAACGAGAUCACAUCGAUAGACACCGUGAAGGCCCUGUUUGUGCGGUCGUUCCCAAAACAGCUGACCAUGGAGUACUUGGACUCCCCUCACGUCAAGAUCUACAUUCACGACUCUUCCAAGGACAUGUUCUAUGAGCUGGAGGAUCACAGGUCCCACCUCCGCGACAUCCGCGACCGCUCGGUGCUGCGGCUGUUCGAGGCGGCGGACGUGAACGGAGGGGUGCUGCCAGGGGCUGGGGUGGGGGUGAUGGCCCCCUCCAUGUGGGACCAGGACCAGUCCUACUUCAGCGAGCCCGAGUUCGACUCGGAGUACCAGCACCAGCACAUCCACAAGUCCAAGGCCAGCAGCAAGUCCAGCAGCAGUGGCGGCCCGCCCCAGCCCUACUACAUGACGCACUCGUACCCCCCGGGGGGUCCCGGGGCCCCGGCGACCCUCCCGCGAGGGGGCCCGCUGCUCAGGGCCUACUCCCCCGCCGUGGUGCCGCCCGUACCCGCCGAGAGGAUCAAGACUCUGCCCCAGACAGGUGAACAACCUCCCCCCAAACCCGUCCGAACUUACCAGCAGCACGGGUUGGCGAAGGGUUCGGGCCCUCCCGUCCCUGAUCGUCUUUAUGGUUCGUUCAUUUCCCCAACCAAUCGCAGGGAGGCCGUCCUCUACGCUGCGGCAGACCGCCUUCACGCUGAAAGCGGAUACAUGUCUUCUCCGGAGAGAGGCGGCUCGCGGGCGUACCCGGGUGCCUACGGGCCGGGGGCGCCGGGCUACGAGGACCCGUACUACAGCCAGUACGCCUCUCGUUCGGGCUCCAUCACGCCGGUCAUCGACGAGGAAGCGAGUGACACUGAGCUCAUUGAUGAGUCGUACAGUUUGUACGGCGUCAAGUUGCCCGCGGCACGCACCGUGGCGCCUCAGCCCAGAAGCCAGUUCCCAGCCCCUGCGGUCGUCCCGUAUGAUGCAACUCGGAUACGCGUGGAGCACAUGGAACGGCAGCUGGCGAACCUCACCGGGCUGGUGCAGAAGGCCCUGACGCAGACGCCUACUCCCCGGGAGUACCUGCAGGUCCCCGCGCCCAGCAGGGACGCCAACUUCCGGAACGCAUCCACGGAUGAGUAUGACAAACACUCUAGCUCCAGUUCCGCUUCCCUGCCAGAUGAUUCGUUUUUAAGGACUGACACGAAAACACCAAAAUUGGGAAAAGAUAAGUCGGUAUCUUUUGAAAAGUCGGUUUCAUUUUCCGACGAGCCUCCGGAUAUGAAUUCGCCUAAACAACACUCGCCUCAGCACGCAGAGCGAAUGGAGAGGGAAAGACACAAGCCGGCCCCGCCGCCCAAGCCCGUAUCUUUGUCGCCGGGGCAGUAUGAGGGCAGGCACGUGUAUCGAGACCUGCAGCUGACGCCGGAGAUGUACAACCAGCUGCGCGGGCUGCAGAAGAAGGCCAAGGACCUGCGCCAGGAGGUGCGAAACCUGCGACGCAUGUCGCAGGCACAGGCGCACACGGUUCGCGAGACCAUCCGCGACACCUUCAUCAAGAUCAGGGCUAUGCUUCUUUCGGGUGGCGAAGAAGCAUGGGCCUCGACGGGUGAUGCUGAAAAAAUACGCCUGAGUCGCGAUGAAGAUUCUUAUAAGCAAGAAAUGCUUCGGCUUGAGAAAGACCUGACGGAGCUGGAGAGCACCGUGGAGGAACUGCGGAGCAACGUGAUCAACAGGAAGACCCGCGUAAACAUGUCGGAUGUCGAGAACAUGGCACUCAUCUUGAGCAAGUCCAGCAAAACUGUGGCAGACCUGAAGGUUCGAUUUCCAAAUCUCUCUGAAGGGAUGAAGAGUAUGCUGUCGUCAGAGAUGGAGAAAGUUGUCAGGGAGGAAAAGUUCCUGAAGGAGGAGCCGGAGCGGCUGGAGAGCGCGCUGAGACGCUGCAAGAAGCUGACAGGCACGCUGGUCACGCUGAAGAGACUGGCGUCGGUGCAGGAGCAGCGACUGCCUCCGUCGGGCACCCCGGACUCCCGCCUGUCCCCCACGCUGGGGGCAGACUCCGACACCCCCAUCACCCCGCCGGCCCACGGCAAGCCCAGUGCCGUUUCAGCGGGCGGUGUCAUGGCGUCCGCCCUCGGAAGCGACGGCUCCCUCUCUCGGCAGCGUCCGGAGAACGCACUCGACGCUCUGCUAGACGAGCUGCAGACGUUCGCGCGGCCCCCCUCCAACCCCCCCGUGGCGGAGAUCGGGCGCAAGGGCAGCGUGGACUCGGCGCACCCCGGCCCGGCGGCCGGCGCCUGCCUGCGCCGGCUGCACUCGUACCCCAGCGGCGGCGACGGCGGCCCCUCCCCUCCCGCGGCGCCCCUGGCGCGCCUGCAGGUGUCCGGGGAGGGCGGAAAGCCGCCCGUCCCCGAGCGCAGCGCGGAGCUGCUGGCGGGGCGGCGCGUGCCCCCGCCGCCGCCCCCUCGCACCAGCUCCCGCUCCCCGCUGGCGUCGCCCACCGGCCCCUGCCUGCCGCCCCGCGCCCGGCCCCCGCGGGACUCGGACCCCCUGUCCGCCAGCAACAGCUCCAGCUGCGAGAGCGUCAACUCCCAGGAGGGCGCCAGGUCCCGCCAGCAGGCCCUGGAGCAGCGCCACCAGGAGCUGCUGCGCAAGCAGCGCGCGCUGCAGGAGCAGUACGCGCGGCUGCAGCAGCUGCAGCGCGGCUCGGCCGCCGUGCCCGACCUGCUGCUCAAGAAGACGGGCAGCGAGAGCAACCUGCUGGCCAGGAUGGGGCUGGGCCCGGGGCUGAGCGCCGCCGCGCCCAUGUCGGGCUCGCUCUCGUCCCUCGCGGUCACCGCCGCUCCCGCCGCCGCCGCCGCAACCACAACCACCACCACAACUGCCACCACCAGCAAGAUAUACGAGACCGAUAUCCUGUGACUAAUGCCCGUUGUGGCUGCGUGGCGAUGCUGUGCGGGUAACCAUUCUGCAACUCACAAGCUGCAAACUGUCAUUUGUGUGAGGAAAACAACUUUGGUGCGGCACGAGAAGGAAAAAUUUAUCGUGCGCGUCGUGAAGAUAAAAAUUAAUUUAACAGCAAUAUUGAAUGAGAAUGUGUGUAAAAAUUACAUGCUUUGGUGUUAUUUUACAAAAGAGGGGGGGGGCUAGCAUGCUUCUUCUCGUCUGUCUUAUACUGCUGUUUUUUUAGGUUGAAAUUACCGUCAAAAAUGUGUUUUGUAUUUUCGCAGUUCUUAAACUUAACGUCUUAAUCUAAUAUUUACCGGAGGCAGAUGAAACCAAACUAAAGUCAACUAUCAAUAUGCAGAUUUUAAGCAUGUUUUGUCUGCGGGAGUGAAAGCACUCCGUAUUUAAUGAUUAAUUUACGUGCGUUACUAAGGAGGCAAUAAAUGUACUUAUGUGAACAAAAAUUAGUAAAAUUUGUGCUGCACUGCUUGUUGUUGCUUUUAGUUGAAAUGGAUAUGGACUCCCGAAUUAGUGUUUGUGUCAGCAGCUUAUUUUUAAGUUAUUAUUUUAAUAGUUUGUGUAAAAUAUUCAGUCAGUAGUUUUGUUACCUUUUUGACAGAAAACAAAUGUAUAAAGUUUUCUGUAAAAAAUUUUGCAAUAUUUGUUUAUUUUCUUUUAGAAUGGUAAUUACAUGCUCCUGGAAAUGCCAUAUUGUUUAAGAACUGCUACUAUUCUACGUAAUGUACCAGGUAAAAAACCUAAUAAUUAAAGUUUGUGUUUGCAUUGCUGCAUCCUACCUAUAAUGUGCCAACAUUAAAAAAAAAUGAUAGUUGUGUAGUAGACAAAAGUGUGACUUUUUUUUUACCAAAGACAAAGUAACUAACGACACUAUGCAUCAUAAUAAUCAUCACUUGUUAUGGAAUUUUGCAUAUAUCUGUGUACUUUUUAUUAGUUGUAUCAAUUUAUACGAGAUUUCAUAUCGAUUUUCAAGGCUUUGGGAAGAAGACAUCGUAGACACCAACAUGAGAAUGUUAUAAUUUUGGUGUUGCCAUUUACUUCCAGUUUAACAUGGGCGAGAGGACAUAAUACAAAUUUUCAUCGACCGAUCAACAUGAUUACAUUACUAACAAAGUUCUACCUAAAAAAUAUAUUUGCUCAAUAUCAAUUACAUCAGUUCUUGUUGAUUGUUAGUAAACAGCAAGAGACUUUACAUGCAUUCUUAAUGUUAUGAGUGGUUGGAUGAAUUUAAAUGCACAUAUGAUGUCAGUAAACUGAAAAUCAUCAUUAACCUUAAAAAUUUCCCACAUGUUGUUCUCAUGGUAUAAUUUUAGCCCAAAUUUAGAUCAAUUUAGAUGUUUUACAAAAUAUGUUACCCAUAUGCUUAGCAAAAUAUCAUUAAAAUUGUAGUUUAUAUUACAUUUAUUUUUUAAUUAUUUUAAAAUUUUCUUUAUUUAAUCAUUGUGAAUUAACUAUCACACCAUUGCAAUGAUGAAUAAAUUUGUUGACUACAUGAUUAAAUGAAAAUGGCCUCAUUAUAAAGUGUUAUUGGUGUUCAGAUAUCUCACGUGCUCUGCAUUAUGAUGUAAACCUUGUGUAGAAGUUGUAUUUCUAUCAAGUUCCUUGUUGUUAAUUCUCGUGAAAGUUUAUUUUUAGCAUUUACAUUUAUUUAGUUGUUAGGCCAACUUAAGUAAGCAAUACAUACUUAAUAUUGCUGGAAAUAAUUUUUCAGUGCUUAGCUGUUUUUGACUUAAUUAUGUUAAACUAAAUGUUUGUUUAUCUCAAAAGUUCUGAGCACCAAAAUAAAUUUUAGACAUGUCAAUCAAGUCUCUACGUGUUUAAGGCUACGGAAACUACAGUAAUAAUAAUAAUAAUAAUAAUUUGUCAGUGCAUAUUAUAAUUACAUAUUGUUAUUUCUGGUUGACUGUAAAUGUUUGUAAUUAAGUAAAAACUUGCAGAAAAAUUGUGCUUAUUGUAUUGUGCCUUACCUGAUGUAUUAUGGACACAAAAGUAUGGAAUUGAGGCUUCUGUGAAGAAUUGAAAAAAAAUUUACCUAUCUAAAACAAAAAGAAUAACAUGUUACCAAGAUCUACUUUGAUUCUGGUGUUUUGUUGUAACAAUCAGUUACAGAUUUGACCAAGAAAAAGUCAAUAUAUAACUUUAGAUUCAAUUUCUGGUACUUUCUAUUCUAGAAAUGCAAUUUUAUACUUCAAAUUCAACUGCUAU